UUGAGAAAAUGUUGCCUUCCUUAUCCUCUACCUUACUAAUCUUCAUAGUCCUUCAGGCUUCGGCAUAUAAAGGAUUUGCAGAGACAUUUGAAGAAGUAAAGUUGUGUUCUUUUUAUUUUUUAUCAUUUUCUCCGAGAAAGAGAGAUAGAUAGAAGAGAGAAGAAGAAGUUGAUGUUUAUUGGGUGGUUUGGGUUGGCAAACAUAAUAAGGGAGUUUGAAGCUGGUUCUGUUGUGGAGAAUGGAGGAUUCUUUGAUCCCACAAAUCAGCCAUGGGAUCAUGGAUGAGCAGGAAGAAGAUCUCGGUUCCUUUUCUUCUUUUGAGGAUGAUGAGGACGAGUUUGUGCUGUCGACGACUUCAUCGUCGUCGUGCUUAAUGGAAGAUGCCACCUUCUCUCCAUCUAGCGGUAGUUUGGAGGAGGAAGACGGAUCUCCUCUUUUUCAGAUGUCUAAUCUCAUUGCCCAACUUCCCCUGAAGAGAGGGCUAUCAAAGCAUUUCCAAGGGAAAUCACAAUCAUUCUCAUCUCUGUGCAGUGUGAGGAACUUGGAAGAUCUGGCCAAACCUGAGAGGCCAUAUAAGAAGAAGCUGAAAUCUUCAAAGAGCUAUGGAGGAGGAUUAGAUUGCCACAAAGCUCUUUCUUUUACAAGGUCGGCCAUAAUAAAGAAGCCAUCCAGAGGUUCCUUCUCCUCAUUGGGACAAAAAAAGCAGAGCUUUUUGAGCAACAGCAGGCCUCCCAUUCAUCCACAGAAAUCCUCUGGAAAUCUGUCAAAUCAGGCGCUUCUGUUUGCUUGAUCGAAUUCUAAUAGAAGCUGUGGACUUUUUCUGAUCUUUCGCUUUAUGAUUUGUGCGAAGGUUUUUACUGAAUCAUUUUAGAUUUGUACAGCUAAAAGUAGGCUUGAUGGGUUGCCUGACUAGUUUUUUUUUUCCUUUUUUUUCUCUCUUUUUGCUGAUCCAAAUGUUACUAAUGAAAAAUAUGGAUCAGUUUUAUCAACAGUGUUUGGCUAUCCUCCAUUGUUGAGCUCUUUGCUAAAUGAAGUAAAUUUAUAUGCAUCUUUUGGUGAUGGCGAUACCAACAAGAAAAAGUUUCGAUCU
Phalaenopsis equestris is the source of this 1090-nucleotide messenger RNA. RefSeq lists its product as uncharacterized. The transcript has 2 exons. Bases 239 to 790 code for a protein of 183 amino acids. Lineage: Eukaryota; Viridiplantae; Streptophyta; Magnoliopsida; Asparagales; Orchidaceae. The record is from RefSeq and is a predicted model, not a curated record.